Messenger RNA from Myotis myotis, 3823 nucleotides. RefSeq names its product transmembrane protein 81 (gene TMEM81). The coding region runs from base 1318 to 2097 and encodes 259 amino acids. NCBI's taxonomy places the organism in Eukaryota, Metazoa, Chordata, Mammalia, Chiroptera, Vespertilionidae. The record is from RefSeq and is a predicted model, not a curated record. The transcript has a single exon.
UGAAAAAGAUCAUCUAGGAAUGAUCUCUUCAUAUUUUUAAAUUCAGUAUAAGUGUGUGUACCGACUCAGUAGAGGCCAGCGUUUGUUUCAGUUGUCCCAUAACCAGAACACCACCAGUGCGAGGAGGUGUUCUGCAGGUUAUAGAAACGCAUGCGAGGAGCUUCCUUCCAAGGAGCGUAGCACGCAUGAGCACAGUUCGGGUCCCCUUUACUGGCCCCUUCCCCCUACAUUAAAUAGCUUCAGAACCCACUGAAUACGAGUCAUCUCUUAAGCAAGAUGUUUCAUAAAGGCUACUUAAGUGUUUGAUUUUAAUCAUCACGUCUGAGUGCUGGCCUGCUAAUCUUUUCUGUUAUGUGACAGAAUCUGCCUUUGACAUCAUAGCUGUUUCAUAGCAACGCUGGCCCAAGUGAAAGAUGAGCUGCUCUAGCCUCCAGAAUGAAGGGCACAGGCCUAGGGUCAUGCGUCCUCUCCUCCAGAAAACACCUUCGGUGCCCUUGGGAAGGAAAAGUGCCUGGGAGGUGGAGAGGCGCUGCCUUUAAUCUCGGUACCUUGGUGGGAACAGUUGAUUUUAAAAGAGCUCUUGGCCCUUGUCUUCAUGAAUUUUCAUUUCUAUGUAAAAUUCCUUACACAGGAACAGUGUCUCUCACUUUACAAAGUAUUUUCGUGUACACUUUUUCAUUUGAUGCUCAAAAUGACCUUCCUGAAAUAGACAUGAAGGUUUUAACUUCCAAAGGAGAAAUCAGACAGCGGUUCAGGAAGGAUAAGUCACUUGCCUUCUCGUCCAGAGUUCUUAAUCCUUUUUAUAGAAGGUUUAGGAGCACUGAGAGUCAGUAACUUAGUUCAAGUUAGUCCUCUCUUUUAAGACUUGAUUUCUUAUUUGGUCAGAUUUAACUGGGGUUUUGAAACCCUUUAAAUUAGAUCCACAAUUUGGCGGGGAGGGGAAAGAGUGAGGGAAACUCACUCUUUGAAGUCAUGUGUUGAGGUGGUUUGGAAAUUCACUUCAGCCUCUGAGAUCUUUGUCUUCCCAAGAGGUGGAUUUAAAGUCAUUGAAAGAUUGGAAAGAAAGGAUUGGUAAGGGUGUCACUAACAAGCAGAGGUGGUAAAGCAGCAACAUUGUGACUCCUGCCUGUGGCCUCACCUGUUGUUAAGGACUGGACGUUGGCUUAUGAAGUGGCAAUGUUUUAUUGACAAUGCAUCCUGUCUUCCAACUUUGAAGGAUAUCUCAUGUCGAAGGAAUUGAGUUAAUGAUAUCAUGGAGGAGAUUCAACUGGAACACCUGGAGGUGCUGUCCGAGGGCGGUGACAUGUCUACUGAGACAUGAUGACGUUGGCCAUGAGUUUUAUCCUUGGAAGCCUGGUGUUGGCCUUCUGUCCGCCUUUUGUCAUGACUUUGCCUAAAACACUGGCCAUCCCUGAGAAGCUGCAAGAAGCUGUGGGGAAAGUCAUUGUCAACGCCACCACCUGUACGGUCACCUGUGGCCUUGGCUAUAAGGAGGAGACCGUCUGUGAGGUGGGCCCCGAUGGAGUGAGAAGGAAGUGUAAGUCUCAGCGCUUGGAAUGUCUGACCAACUGGGUCUGUGGGAUGCUCCAUUUCACCGUUCUCGCAGGCAAGAAAUUUGAGCUGAGCUGUCUGAGUUCAGACAUCCUGGAGAUCGGGCAGGAAGCGUUCCAGUUCACCUGGAGGCUUGCUCGGGGUAUCAUCUCCACUGAUGAUGAAGUCUUCAAGCCCUUCCGAGCCAGUUCCCACUUUGUGAAGUUUAGAUCUAUUCACGAGGAGGACUCUGGGACCUACCGGUGUGAUGUGCAGCUGUUAAAAAACUUGAGACUUGUCAAGAGGCUCUAUUUUGGGGUGAGGGUCCUUCCUCCUCAGUUGGUGAAGCUGGAUUUUCAGCAGUCCCUCACCGAGGAUCAGAAGUUAGUAGAUGAGGGCCUGGAAGUGGAUCUGGGUAACUAUUCCAGGCCUCCCCGUCCACCAUGGAGAAAGAAGGUGGCUAUAGCCUUGGGAAUAGGAAUUGCUAGUGGAGUGAUUGCCAGUGUGUCGUUGGGCAUUGCCUUGUGGAGUGGGCAGAGGGUGGGCCAUAGCAAUGCCAACCUUUAGACCUAAUAGGCCUUGCUCCUGAAGGGCUGGCUGCCCAGGAAGUGGGACUUGACUGCUCAGGAAGCCAAGCUCGAUUUUCAGGGGAGCAUUCUGGCUGCCUGAUUGUGGACCAGCCAGAGGGAGGGCUUCCAGAGCCAAAAGAGUGAGUGGGGAUGUGGAGAAGGGACAGCAUCCUGGUAGCAAUGGGCAGUAUCUCAACUGUGUCCCAGAUGGACCUCUUCUUGAACUUCCCUGCCCACUAGGUACCCAGAUAACCUUACUGCACGCAUCUCCCCUUCUGCCGGGGACAGUUCUGUCUUCCAAACUUGCAUUUAUUUUCUACCCUUCACAUCUUGAAUGCCUCCCCACCACCUCCUCCCUUCUGAGCAGCAUAAUCACAUAGAAGGGUAUAUAUUAGUAAUGGCUUUUCUAGUGGAAACACUUUUUUCCUCAAUAAAAAUAAUGGACAGUAGCUGAAUGGAGAUACAUCUUUCCUACUCUUUAGUUAAAAAUCACUUGCGCUUGUUUCAAUUGUCCCAUAAUCAGUUGGGCUUUCGUUUUCCUCAAAUUUCUUAGAAUAGAUAUUGAACAAAUUGCUUUGUAGUGGGGCAUAGGCCCCUGUGUACCAGAGCCAAGGUUAGCCAUGACAUCUGACUCAGUAUAUCAUAGACCCUCACUAAAUGUUAAUAAUUUAUUAGCCCCUCUCCACCCUCCCAGGUGCAUCCUCCCAGGUGAACUCUCUGUAUUCAGUGUAACAUUGAUUCCUGGCAAAACACGGAGUCUUCAUCUGACAGGUUUCCCCUGAAAAAUUCCCUGGCUUGCCCCCUGCUUCUCUCCUAGCUCUCUCUGUGCCCUGGAGCAUGUGUUCCUGGAAAGGUCAAGUGUAUUUGGUUUCUUACAGCAGCCAAGGCCCCUUAAGGGAGGAUUAGUACCUUCCUCCAUGGGAAAUCCAAUCUAAGACCCUCAGAGGCCAUUCAGACUGUCUGAGAUAAUUGGCUUGUAGAACCAGCAGGGAAAAGGCUCUUGGCUGCAGCUAAGCUAAUUCUGAGAAAAUUAUAGCAUUUCUUCACCUCACGUCUCUCUGGCUACAGAGGAGGUAGUAGAAACCAAGACUUGGACCAGUGGUUCUCUUCAAAAAACCCAAAACAAAACAUCAAACCCAUAGAGAAGUUGAAAGGUUUGGUGACACCCAUAGACUCUUUACCUAAAUUCAUCAACUUUGAACAUUUUGCUGCAAUGAUCUUCCUAAAUACUGAUUUUCCUGAACCACUUGAAAGCUAGUCACAGACACUGGCCUUUAGUCCUACAUUAUGUAUGCACCUCCUAAGAAGGGCAUUCCCUUGUGUGACGGCAAUAUCUUCAUCACAUCUAAGAAAAUGAACUGUCCCCUAAUCUCACAUAGAAUUGGUGUGUGUUUUUUAAUUUUCCUAAAAUCUUAGAGCUUUUUAAUUUAAUUUUUGAUCCAGGAGCAAGUGAAAGUUAACAUAUUACAUUUGGUUGUUUCUCUUACACCUUAUUUUACAACAGAUUGGCUGCUAUUUUUGUUGUUUUUCAUGACAUUGAUUUGGUUGAAGAGUUUAGCUAGGUCAGUUGUCUUGAAUAGUGUCCCAAAAUCUGGAUUUGUCAUUGUUUCCUGAUGAUAAGCUUCCGAGGAAUGAAUCUUAAACAUUUUGACAAGAGCCUAUGUAAACGAUGACAUGUACUUACUGCAUCACCUCAGUAGGUGCAUGAUGCCAGUUUGAACUGC